Lepus europaeus (European hare) is the source of this 1927-nucleotide messenger RNA. RefSeq names its product nei like DNA glycosylase 1 (gene NEIL1). NCBI's taxonomy places the organism in Eukaryota, Metazoa, Chordata, Mammalia, Lagomorpha, Leporidae. Gene Ontology annotation, molecular function: zinc ion binding; DNA-(apurinic or apyrimidinic site) endonuclease activity; DNA N-glycosylase activity. Gene Ontology annotation, biological process: base-excision repair. Gene Ontology annotation, cellular component: nucleus. The coding region runs from base 453 to 1730 and encodes 425 amino acids. The record is from RefSeq and is a predicted model, not a curated record. The transcript has 7 exons.
GGCUGGGGGGUCCUAGCGGGCAGGCGGGCAGGGUUUACGGAGGACAAGGCCGCGGCCACCGAGCGUCGCCCGCCCGCAAAGCGAGGAGUCCCGAGGGAGGCCGCCCCCGACCCGGAGAGAGCCUGCGGCGGAGCCGGGAGGGCGAAGGCCGGCACGAGUGUGCGUCCCUCGGACUGGCCGGUUCCCGGGGCUCGCGGAGGCCGGGGAGCGAGCGGGGCUUGCAGACGGCGAGGCCCGUUCGGACCGCGGAGUGCAGGGCUCCGCCGGCACCCAAGGCGGGGAAGGGCGGCUGCCGGCGAGGACAGGGGACCCGAGAUGGCCGGCGCAGGCCUGGACUUGGAGCGCCGUGGGGCAGGGCCUGUGGCUGCACCGGCGGGCCGCGUCCCCCUCCGACCCUCGGAGUUCUCCGCGCAGUGCGCGCCCGGCCCGACCUGCUGUCCUGCCCGCACAGGAUGCCCGAGGGCCCCGAGCUGCACCUGGCCAGUCACUUCGUGAACGAGGCGUGCGGGGCGCUGGUGUUCGGCGGGCGCGUGGAGAAGUCUGCGGUCAGCCGCAACCCCGAGGUGCCCUUCGAGAGCAGCGCCUACCGCAUCUCGGCCCUGGCCCGCGGCAAGGAGCUGCGCCUCUGGCUCCGACCCCUGCCCGGGGCCGGGCCCUGCCGGGAACCACUGGCCCUGGUCUUCCGCUUCGGCAUGACCGGCUCCUUCCAGCUGGCGCCCGGCGAUGCGCUGCCGCGCCACGCCCACCUGCGCUUCUACACCGCCGGCCCCGGCCCCCGGCUCGCCCUGUGCUUCGUGGACGUCCGCCGCUUCGGCCACUGGGAGCUCGGCGGCGAGUGGCAGCCGGGCCGCGGGCCGUGCGUCCUGCGGCAGUACGAGCAGUUCAGGGAGCACGUACUGCGCAACCUGGCGGACAAGACCUUCGACCGGCCCAUCUGUGAGGCCCUGCUGGACCAGAGGUUCUUCAAUGGCAUCGGCAACUACCUGCGGGCAGAGAUCCUGUUCCGGCUGAGGAUCCCGCCCUUCGAGAAGGCCCGCACGGUUCUGCAGGCCCUGCAGCAGCGCAGGCUGAGCCCGACGCUGACCCUGAGCCAGAAGAUCAGGGCCAAGCUGCAGAACCCGGACCUGCUGGAGCUGUGCCACUUGGUGCCCAAGGAGGUGGUGCAGCUGGGGGGCAAAGGCUACGGGCCGGAGCGCGGGCAGGAGGACUUCGCUGCCUUCCGGGCCUGGCUGCGGUGCUAUGGAGUGCCAGGCAUGAGCACCCUGCAGGACCGCCUCGGGCGCACCAUGUGGUUCCAGGUGGGGGCUGAGCCCCCAGGGGGCUGGGGGGUGCUGCCCCAAUCCGGGCCCCGUCCUGAUGUGUCCCUGUUCCAUUCCAGGGGGACCCUGGGCCCCUGGUGCCCAAAGCACCAGUGUCCUGCAGGGGCCAGGUCGCGCAAGAGGAGAUCCCGGAAGACACAGCCGGGUCCGGUGGACAGGACGGAGGACCCUCCCCCUCCCCCUCCGCCCAAGACCGCGUCCAGGAAACCAAGAGCCAAAAAGGACCCUUCCAAGGCUGCGGCCCAGCGGAGCCCCCGAGGAGGCCGGGAGGAGGGGCGGCAGACAGCCUCAGGUGGGCGCACUCCAGCAGCCUUCUGGGGAGGGGAGGAGAGCAUCAGGGGCCCCAAGGGGCGGGAGCGAGCCCUUCCUGUCUUUCCUCCAGGCCUGCCGAGCCCGGAAGCUGAAGGCUGACUCCCCACCCCUGGACCCUGAGGGGGCCCCAACCCCUUAGCAGGAGGCCCUGAUGCGGGGGCCUGUGUGGGUCCAAGGAAGCAGGCAGCCUGCAGGGGCUGAGCACCCCAGCCCUGUGGUGUCGUGGUUUUAGGGGUGCCCCGUUUUAACAUUUUUAAGCCCACGUGGGAAACGCUGGAUUUUAAAUAAAUAGAUAA